AGACUACAGGUCAAGGGCACCUUUGGUUUCCUUCAUUCAUUGUUUUACACUUUUAAACCUAAAUCCCCCUUUUCUCUUUUUCUUUCCUACGCGGUUUCUCAAUCUAUCCACUUCCACAACUCCAUUUCUGAAACACCCUUUCUUCUUUCGUUCUUUCUUUUCUCUCAAAUUUUGAAUGCAUGGACAUGGAUUCUGCUUUCAACAUGCCUCUCAUCAAAGACUUCACUUUCAAAUCCACCCCCAAACUUCACUUCGAUGAUUUCUGGUCCUCCAAUCUUCAAAACGCUUCAUCCCCAUCUUCCGACCACAUUUUUGUAGAUCAAUUCCUCAACUUUUCAGAUGAAGAACAGCAAGAAGAUGGAGAAAAAAACAACCAUUCCUCUCUUUCUCCUCCCCUGCAACUUCAACAACAUCACGACACCGACCAAAAUUCCAACCACAGCUCCACCAAUUCCUCCGAAGAUGACUUCUGGUCUAUUUCUUCAACAGAUUUUGAAGACCUUGCCUGGCUCUCUCAGCUCGUUGCCGAUUCCACCCAAGAAGAAUACUCUGCUCCACCACCGCCUCCCUCUGUUUUCUCGACACACAAACCUAGAAAUCCCCUUCCAAAAAUUCAAUCUUAUCUCAAUACCCCAUUUCCUUCAAAACCCAGAACCAAGCGACCAAAAAUCUCCGCCGGAGUCUGGUCUUUAACCCCGCUGCCGGCGAAGAAAUCAAAGAAGAAUCCUGCAGAUGAGGGCUCCGGGAGGGUCCAGGCGGGGCGCCGGUGCAGUCAUUGUGGCGUUCAAAAAACCCCCCAAUGGCGAGCCGGGCCACUUGGAGCAAAGAGUCUAUGUAAUGCAUGCGGUGUCCGGUUCAAAUCCGGGCGGCUCUUUCCCGAAUACAGACCGGCUUGUAGCCCCACGUUUUCGAACGAGCUUCACUCGAACCACCACCGGAAAGUACUGGAGAUGCGACGUAAAAAGGAAAGGGAGAGACCCCACUCCGGUGUGGAGUUAGUGUAACCGAGGAAGCCGGUUCAAAGAGGGCAAUUAAGUUUAGUGUAAAAAUGUCAUUUUCAGGGAGCCUUAUUAGGUGCGGUAGGUCAUCGGCGCUUCUUAGUUGUUAUCAGCUUAAUUAGAAUACCUUUUAUUUAAUAUAUUUAAUUUAUCCGUUUCUUUUUUCUUUCAAAAUUAAUAUAAAUUAUGUAAAAAGAAAAAGAAAAGAAAAAGAUAAGAAAAAUAUUGCGUAAUUGUUACGUGUAGUAGAGUGAGAGUAGUGAAGUUUGUGGAAUCUUGAAAUGGAACAUUUUGAGAAGGGGAGGAGUUGUCUUCUUCUUCUUCGUUAUUUGGAAAAUUAACAGAACAAUGAUCCUUAAUUAUAACGCCGUUUUCAAAA
Messenger RNA from Cucumis melo (muskmelon), 1377 nucleotides. RefSeq names its product GATA transcription factor 7. The transcript has a single exon. The record is from RefSeq and is a predicted model, not a curated record. Bases 180 to 1004 code for a protein of 274 amino acids. Gene Ontology annotation, cellular component: nucleus. Gene Ontology annotation, biological process: positive regulation of DNA-templated transcription. Lineage: Eukaryota; Viridiplantae; Streptophyta; Magnoliopsida; Cucurbitales; Cucurbitaceae. Gene Ontology annotation, molecular function: zinc ion binding; sequence-specific DNA binding.